AUGGCCCGACUCCGACUCGACUCGACCAGCGUCACAUCGUUCAACAUCCCAACACAACCCCAGCACCCUCUCUUCUCUCUUGACGAAGACACCGACAAACCAUUCUUUCCCCCUCAUACUUUUCUGCAGCCUCUCGAUCACUUCUCCUCACAAUCUCCCCAGUGGGCGCAAAGGUACUGGCUGAAUGCGCGCUAUUACACUCCCGGAGGUCCUGUCUUUCUGUUCGAUACUGGCGAAGGACCGGGGGAGGACAGGUUCGGGGUGCUGGAUACAGGCAUCGUCGCCAUUCUGGCGAGGGAGACGGGUGGAAUGGCCGUCGUGCUAGAGCAUCGGUAUUAUGGUCAAUCGAUGCCUGUCUCGAACCUAUCUACCGACUCUCUCCGUUUCUUGAACAACGCUCAAGCGGCGGCAGACAGCGCCAACUUCAUGCGUUCUGUCCACUUCCCCGGGGUAGACGAGGACGUCAGUGCGCUCAAUCGACCCUGGAUAUACUACGGAGGCUCGUAUGGCGGGGCUAGAGCGGCGCAUAUGCGAGUCCUUUACCCAGAGCUUGUCUGGGGGGCGAUCGCUUCGAGCGCCGUGACCAAUGCUGAGAUCAACAAUUACGAGUAUUUUGAAAUCAUUGCAGACUACGCCUCCCCACAUUGCAUCAGCGCACUCCGAGCCUCCAUUUCCCUCAUAGACACCCAUCUGUCUUCGCCUUUCCUCGCUCCGUUUAUGAAGUCUCUCUUCUCACUAUCCCCUCUCUCCAAUUCAGACUUUGCUGCGAUUCUCUCCGCCCCCCUCGGGGCGUGGCAGGGGAAGAACUGGGAUGAGCGGGAGGCACACAGGCCAGGGGAGUGGGAAGAGUUCUGUAAGUGCUUGACCAGGGGAGUCGGUAACGGCAUGGGCAAGGUGGCCGCCUGGAUGGCAACUAGGAACUAUGCGCAGUACAUCAAGGACACGGUCGUAUCGGAAUGUCCGGAGGGGAUGACUGUCGCGGACUGCUUCGGAUCGGACGAUCCAACCAAGUUUCAGAACACCUCCAUCACAGAGUCUUGGAGAUCGUGGGCAUUCCAAGUGUGCACCGAGUGGGGAUAUUUCUUCGCCGCCCCGCCCUACCCGUCCAUCGUGUCCCAGCAUCUACAAAUAGAUGCAAAUGCGAAGCAUUGUCAGGCGGCAUUCCCUAAUGGAGAACACUACAUCAUCCCCGCGUGGCCUAAUGUAAGCAUAGUGAAUGAGUUGGGGAGUUACGGCAUCGCCGCGGAGCGGUUGGCGCUUAUCGAUGGUGAAUGGGAUCCAUGGCGCCCAAGGACGCCGCACAGUAUCCACGCGCCGGUGCGGAAUGAUACGAUUUCGGAGCCGUUCAUGCAGAUUCCGGCCGGCGUGCAUCACUACGAUGAGAACGGUCUGGCCGAUCCGAGAAAGGAGCCGUUGUAUAUCCAAAAGGUACAUCAUGAGGAGAUCGGAUUUGUCAAAGCCUGGCUGGCGCAGUGGCGCGUUCUGCAUGGGAGACUGGUAACAGAAGUCAUGUAA
Molecule: messenger RNA, 1515 nt
Organism: Dacryopinax primogenitus
Lineage: Eukaryota; Fungi; Basidiomycota; Dacrymycetes; Dacrymycetales; Dacrymycetaceae
Product: peptidase S28
Exons: 11
Coding region: 1-1515 (504 amino acids)
Biological process (GO): proteolysis
Molecular function (GO): dipeptidyl-peptidase activity; serine-type exopeptidase activity
Source: RefSeq, a predicted model, not a curated record